AAGUAGAGUAGGGUUUCAUCAUGCCCGUACCACCACCAAAUGCGUAUGCUCCAAAUACAAUUCUCACUGUUGGUAGUCAUUCGGUUAAGAUCAUCAAAUAUAUUUCUGCAGGAGGCUUUGCUCAUGUAUACACUUGUACAAUUGAUCCACCAUUCCGUGGCAAUACCACAGCUUGCUUGAAGAGAGUUGCUGUGCCGAGCAAGUGGCAAUUGAAUCUCCUUCGUCAAGAAGUGGAUGCAAUGAAACGACUCAAGGGGAACAAGUGUAUUGUAUCAUACAUUGAUUCCCAUGCAUCCAGAAUGGAAUCAAAACUGAAGCAAGAGCAACAAUACGAAGUAUUUCUUCUUAUGGAAUACUGUUCUAGAAACGGUCUUAUAGAUUUUAUGAACACUAGACUUACCCAUAAGCUUACAGAGCCCGAGAUUCUUGCAGUAAUGCGUGAUGUAACUACUGGUGUUGCCAUGUGUCACCAUCUUCAACCUCCAUUAUUACAUCGGGAUAUUAAAAUUGAAAAUGUUUUAAUUGAUCAUGAUGGUACAUAUAAGCUUUGCGACUUUGGUUCUGCUGUCAAUUAUCAACCAGCUCCUCAAACUCCGCAAGAUGUUCUGGCUCUUAGAGAUGAUAUUAUGCAAUAUACCACGCCACAAUAUAGAGCUCCAGAAAUGUUAGAUUUAUCAAGAGGCUUCCCCAUUGAUGAUAAGCUGGAUGUAUGGGCACUUGGUUGUCUCUUGUAUAAGUUAUGUUAUUAUACCACUCCAUUUGAACUGUCAAGUCAUAAAUCUCUUCAAGACAUGGAGAAUCAAAUUUUACAUGCUGAUCAUACCUUAAAAAUUCCACAUGAUCAACCGGGCCUGAUAUUUUCACCUCGAUUGAAACAUGUCAUUCAAUGUUGUCUUCGGGAAGACCCAAGGAGAAGACCUAACGCUGUCCAAUUACUUGGUGAAGUGUGUAAUAUGCUUGGACAACAAGUUCCUGAUGUUAUUCCUUCGGCAUUGAAACAUCAUUCUGAACGUAGAGUAAAAUCUCAAGAAGAAAGAUCUACAUCUCCAUAUGUCCCAGCACGAUCGCCUAGUAAGAAGUCUACCCCAACUCCAAUCACUUAUAUGGCAUCAUCGGCUCCUCCCACUUUUAUUUCGCAAUCGUCCACCAUGUCAAAUGACUUUCAAAAGCCAAAGCCGAUACCAAAACCACAACCUAAACCGCAACCAAAAUCAAAUGAUCCAUUUGCUUCUAUUGAUAAGUCUAAACUUUUACAACUGGAUAGAAUGAAACCAAGGCCAAAAUCUACUUACUUUGAAUCAAAGAAACAAUCGUUUGAAUCCAAAUCAUCUCUCCUGCUGAAUUAUAACAGAUAUUCUACUUCUGCAUCAUCCUUAAAGGAUUUUGUACAAAAGCAAAUCGAUGACAGUUCGCAAGAUUUAACUGCUAUUCGUAAGUCGGAAGAUGAUAAUCGUGGAACGUUAGAUUUCCUUAGAGGUAAACAAGAAGAACAAAGUACUGGAGGUAGUUUCAAAAUGUCCUUUAAAAAUGGACUCCGGAAAAUUAGUACAGGAGGUAUUGGAGCAAAUGGAACUGGCGAUAGUGCACACCAUUAUAGAAGAUCUAGUAUUACUUCCUUAAAGCAAAUUUUAACCGGUGGAUCAAAUAGAAAAUUGAGUACCAAUAGUCCAGAUGAGGAUGAUCUCAGUCAAUUGAAGAGUGAAGAAAAACUUCCUGAACGGAAGGUAUCCAUCAAGAAACGAAUGGCAAUGUUAUUGAACAGUAGUAAAGACCUGAAUGUUGACAAAACCGCUCAUGGGUAUGGUAGGUUCACUGACCUAUCCAAAAGAAAUGACACUGAUGAUAUAGAAGCAAUCAAUCACCCAGUUACUCCUUCAUCUUCUUCAAGUUCAUCUAGCGAUGAGAAUUCUAAAAAAUUGAAUGUUCUCAAAUCUAGGAAGCAAAAACAAUUACCAAAACCACCAUCAAUUCCCCCAAGUUUGACGAGUGCACCAUUAUUGAAAAGUAAGACAGUCCCUACACUUAAAAAAGCACCCCCAAAACCGAAAAAGCCUACCUACUUAAAGUCUGGAGCUGGCAAUAGACGCUUAAGUACGGGAAGUGAGAUCUCUCUUCCAGAUAUAGACGACCUAGAGAAGGAGUUUUCUAAUCGCUUCCCAAGUAAGGUAUUAUAAAUAUAUAUUUGUAGUAUAUUUACAUACAUUAAUAGUAUUACAGAUAGUAU
Messenger RNA from [Candida] anglica, 2224 nucleotides. The record is from the annotation of a GenBank genome assembly. NCBI's taxonomy places the organism in Eukaryota, Fungi, Ascomycota, Pichiomycetes, Serinales, Debaryomycetaceae.